Messenger RNA from Aspergillus pseudotamarii, 1467 nucleotides. RefSeq names its product Zn(II)2Cys6 transcription factor domain-containing protein. The record is from RefSeq and is a predicted model, not a curated record. The transcript has 3 exons. NCBI's taxonomy places the organism in Eukaryota, Fungi, Ascomycota, Eurotiomycetes, Eurotiales, Aspergillaceae. Gene Ontology annotation, biological process: regulation of DNA-templated transcription. Gene Ontology annotation, molecular function: zinc ion binding; DNA-binding transcription factor activity, RNA polymerase II-specific. Bases 1 to 1467 code for a protein of 488 amino acids.
AUGUCUAACAAACGGAGUUUUGACGAGGCUGCCCUUGAAGGCUACGACAAUAACGAAUUGCUGAUACCCAAUGCUGAAGAUACUGUUGACGACGCGUUACUCUUCGAAAACAUACAUCUUAGCCCCCCGAACCCUGAACCAAUCGAACAGACAAUCUCGCAGCAGGUCGAGAUUGGUGAGAUACCUUCUGCUACAGUUGUUCCUGAGGAAAUUUCAACAACCGCCAUUGCCAGACCUCCAGUUGAAAAUCGCGAUGGCGCUACAACUACUGCUUUGGAAGCUGCCAAUUCCUCAAGGGCUACGUCGGAGGCCACACAAGGAUCGGAAGAUGCUACAGCCCAACAAACUGCGCAGAAGCCACCAAAGAAGAAAGCUCGGAAGAAUCAUGUACCUACGCUAAAUAGAGGUAAAAAGGAUUGGAGAGAUGCAUAUCUCACUAAUCACCACAAAAGAAAAGAUAAAAUGAUGGCCGAAUGGGCAGAGGCAAAGAAGAAGCACGAGAAAGCGAUGGAAGCAAAAUACAGAAAGGGCCCGGUCCGUCCAGAUGAGCAAUUCAAAAAGCGUGAGCCUCUCACAAGAGCGCCGACAGCUUGUGAUUUCUGCAGACUAUUCAAGUCGAGAUGCAACAGUGAUAAGGACACGGAAUGUUCAAAUUGUGUCAAGACAAACUCAUGGUGCGGCGAAACAAAUGCAUCGACUGAAGUCACUCAUUAUCGUGGAUUAAGCAAGGACCAGGAAGAAAAAAUCCAAACACUGCAAGAGGAGCUUGAGGGGCUUAAAAGACGCGAACAGAAAUACAGGAACGAAAUCGAGGAGCUGAAAAAACAACUCGAUGAUUUUCCCCCUCUGCCGACCUUACCUACCCCCUAUGGCUCCUGGCAAACCCUCGGAAGCACAGAUUAUCAGAGGAACUACGGCGGGAAAGGCACUGCGCAAGUUCCGGUAGCUGGGAGCUUGGGUCCCAGCCAAUCGAACCAUCAACCUAGCCUAAGCACCGUUGCUAGUGGCUCGUCACAAACGGCUCCUGGCUAUCCGCAGCAAAAUGAAGUAGGACCUGCUUCACUGACAAAUUACUCCCAAUUUGGCCGUCUUCAACCAGAUACUCUCCUCCAUCAAGACAGAGCUGUCAAUUUUUACUGUGAGCAGGUUCCUCAACCCCUCGACGGCCAGAUGGACGGAAUGCCUCACGGACUUCCCACCCUGCCCUAUAGUGUCUUCAAUACUCCACUGAGCCAAGGGAUUCCGCCUAUGUCAUCCUUGGCUUCGCAAUAUUCUGCGCCGUUGCAGACCCAACAGCUCCAUAGCAACCACAUGAAUUACUAUGCUUCUUCUCCUGCACAGGUCAUUGCCCAGGGGGCUCAUCAGGUUAAAACUGACUCAUCCUACGUCUAUGAAAACCCGCUCACUGAGGAGGUCUCUUCUAAUUUGCAACAGCCUGCAGAAGACACCGAAUUAUAUAAGGAGUGA